Molecule: messenger RNA, 1964 nt
Organism: Pelodiscus sinensis (Chinese soft-shelled turtle)
Lineage: Eukaryota; Metazoa; Chordata; Testudines; Trionychidae
Gene: PTGES2
Product: prostaglandin E synthase 2
Cellular component (GO): mitochondrion
Molecular function (GO): prostaglandin-E synthase activity
Source: RefSeq, a predicted model, not a curated record
GCAGCUCCCAUGGAGGCUGAGGGCUGCUGGCCAGGCGGCUGGAGCGAGGCUUUUGCAUGCCCAGAGCAGGGGUUACUGCAUCCGAUUUGGGACAGGACGCUACGCACGAGGCCGAGCACUGAAGAACAGCCGCAUGCUAGUGGGGGCUGCUUUUGCCCUGGGAGGCACCUUCGGCCUGUUCCAGACUCUCCAUUACCCCUUAAAGGCGCAGGAGCCCCUUGCAGAGCAGCAGGCAGCCAAGCUCCCUGCUGGUAGCCUGCAGUUGACCCUGUACCAAUACAAAACCUGCCCAUUCUGCAGUAAGGUCCGUGCCUUCCUUGAUUACCAUGGGGUGCCUUAUGAAGUUGUGGAGGUGAACCCAGUAAUGAGGAAGGAGAUCAAAUUCUCCUCCUACAGAAAGGUGCCCAUUCUUUUAGCCAACGCUGGAAACACUCUGCAACUGAAUGACUCUUCAAUGAUCAUCAGUGCAAUCAAGACCUAUCUUGUUUCCAGGAAGAAGAGUUUAGAAGAGAUUGUGUCAUUUUAUCCUGCUAUGAAAUCUGUGAACGAGAAGGGCAAGGAGGUGAUGGAGUAUGGGAACAAAUACUGGCUCAUGCUGGAUGAUAUGGAGACCCAGCAUAUGUAUCCCAUCAAAGAAGCUAGGGUGGAGGAAAUGAAGUGGCGAGAAUGGGCAGAUAACUGGCUUGUUCACCUUAUCUCUCCCAACGUUUAUCGAACACCGAGGGAAGCCCUGGCAUCUUUUGAUUACAUUGUCCGUGAGGGCAAGUUUGGGACUAUGGAAGGCUUUUUUGCCAAGUACAUGGGGGCCAUUGCCAUGUUCUUCAUCAGCAAGAGGCUGAAGACCAGGCACCAUCUCCAGGAUAAUGUCCGAGAAGAUUUGUACAAAGCAGCCAAUGACUGGGUUAAAGCUGUUGGCAAACACAGACCAUUCAUGGGUGGCAGCCAGCCGAAUCUCGCUGACUUGGCAGUGUAUGGGGUCCUACGGGUCAUGGAAGGGCUGGAAGCCUAUGAUGAUAUGAUGAAUCAUACCAUGAUUCAGCCUUGGUACCAUCGGAUGGAGAAGGCCAUUGGGGAGGCUGAAGUCACGAACUGGCAACUGCUGCAGCCUCCUUUCUAAAAUCAUUGGACAGAAAAACAUUACAAAGGAAAGACCUUCCGUUUUAAAAAUAGAACGGAUGGGCUCUUCUUCCUGGACUGAGGGUGCAAGCACACAGAUUAUCCAUCUUGGAACUAAUAAGGGGUUUUGUGAGAUCAAGAAAGCAGGAAGGGACAGAUGUGCACAGCAAAGUAUUUGUGAAAUUUAGAAUAAUAGAAAUAUGCAAAAGAUGCUGACCUUGGACCUCACUGGAGAGGAAGGUAAAUUCUGAUUAAACAGUGAAGUACAGCAAAUUGACUUUCUUGUGGUGAGUCUGAUACUUAAGAGUAUGUUUGUUUGUUUUUUAAACCACUAUACUGGUAGAGUCUGCUUGGACUCUGGAGCAGAAGCAAUAUUUAAAAUCUGUUCAGUGUUGACUUCAGGCUGUACCUCCACAUUUGUCCAAGUUGUCUUGAGUGUCUUCCUGACUAUUUGAGAUACUGUGUAACUCUUAAAUGGCAUUAGGAUUUGAUCUGCAAUAGCAUCCUGUAAGUGUAGGGCUGUGGGAAAUGGGAGAAUCAGCAGCACUGAGGAAGGGAUCCCUUUGAUGGAAAAGACCUGCUCUUUGCAGGCUAUGUGCUUCCAGUCAUCCAAGUGAUCUCCAUUUAAACUGUUAUGUCAAGAGCUGACUUUCUUUGUUGUCAGUGGCAAUAUAGGCAUGAUUCCUUUUUCUAUGCAGACUAUGGCAUGAGGGGCUUCUAAUCUAUCAGGAAAUAGAGACCCAGGAAACGCAACCUAGGAUGAAGAAAAAAAUACUAAAUGAUUAUUUGAAAGGAAAGAUUUCUACCAUGAGUUACAUUAAAAAUCUUCCUGGAAAUAUGAAAUAUAA